AUGCGCCGCAGCGGCGCCGGCCGGCGGGGCCGCAGCAGUGCGCAUGCGCCGGGGCCGCUGCGGUGCGGGCUGCGAGGGGCGGCGUCGCUUCUUUGUAAGGUCAAGUAUCUAGGCUUCAAGAACCUGAGAUAUGCUGUAAAGGAAACUGAUCAAAGAGAGUGGUUUCCACUGCACGAGGUUGCAGUUUGGCCAAUUCCACAAGUAUUUGAAGUCACUUUAGAUGCAUCUUAUGAAUCAAUGUGGCAAUAAAAAACAUGCAAUGAAACAGCACUAACUUUGUCAGCAAAAACUGGCUUUGUGGAAAAGGUGCAAAUGAUCCUGGAAAAGGGUGUUUAUCCCAAUACCAUAAAUUACAAGGAAAAAUAUUGGUCAUCAAUGCAAGAAGCUGCAAAACAGAGAUGCAAAGACAUUGUUGACAUUCUGAAGAAUUAUGGAGAUGUGAACAUUAAGGACAAAUAUUGAGUAACACCAUUAGAGGUUACAGCUGAAUGUGGUUACUGUGAUGUGCUGGAGCAUUUUAAUCAUAACGGAGAUGUCAAGGCCUUAGCAGAUGAUCGUGUAUCAGUAUUGUUUCAAGCAGCUGGAGGAUGUAGUCUAGACUGCAUAGGUCUGCAUUUGAAAUAUGGAGGAAGUGGCAAUGUGCCUGGUGAGGCAAAACUGCUUCCCAUACACAAAGUGGCUUAUGAGGGGCAUUACCUGAAGUAUCUCAUUGCAACCACAUCCCAAACUUUAAUCCAGAAAAGUGGGUCAAGCACUGUUAAUUCUGCUGUAGACAGCCAGAACCAGUGUCUAGAGUUUGUCAUUGAAAAGAGUUUGGAUGUCAACACUCUCUUAUCUGAAGACAUAACUUCAAAUACUUAUGAUGACAGAAGAGACACUGCACUUUUUUGUGCUGUUUCUAAUAAUGAGAUUCUUUGCACCAAAAUAUUGUUCAAAGCAGGAACAAAUCCAAACAAGGAUCCUUUAAACUGUCUCGUAGCAGUGAGAGCUGACAGCCAUGGAAUUGUAAAGCUAUUCCUAUCUUAUGGAGCAGAUGUCAACUGCUAAUUUUGCCGCUUAAUGACACGAUUUCCUCGGUGCAUUUGGUAUUCUUUGAAUGGUGACAUGAUGCUGAGGCUGAUGCUCAGUCAUGGAUAUAAUGUGGAGAUGUGUUUGGACUUUAUGUGUCAGGAUAUCUUUGGAAAUUCUUUUCUGUGGCUGGCUUCAGAGCUCAAGCCUAUUCCCAGUUGGACUAGUUCUUCAAUAAAUAAUAAUCAAUACUGUGAGUUUAUUGCUGUUCCGUGAUUGAGAUAUUUAGCUGGAAAAGUGGCUUGUGUUUUUUGAAGCUACACAGAUUAUAUGCCUCGAAGCACAAGAAUUCAAUUUUUCACAGAAACACAGAAAAAAUGAAUAGAGAUACCAUAGACUGGACAAAUAUCUAACUUCCAAUUAAUAAUGUUAUGAUUUAUUAUAGGAAAUUUUAAUUGCUUAUGUCAGGUCACAUUCAUCCAAAGUGUUCUAGCAUACCUUGUACAUUAAAGAUCAUAGUCUUAUGUAAAAUUCUUCAAACAUCUAAAUUAUUAUUAUUUUUAGGUAUUUUUGCAAACUGUCUGCUCCCUUUGAUGUGUGUAUGUUUCAAAGCUUAGCAAAAUUUAAGGGACUUUAGGUGGGCUCUUUUAAACAAAGAGUAGAUUUUGAUGGACAAACCAUCCUCUUGGUUAACUAUUGUAACUUUAAUUUUGGUUGCUUCAGAGUUUUGGCAGAUCAGUUCUUGAAAAGACUCACCCUCAGUCAUGCUGUCAUGCACUGCACAGUAUGUUUCUGCACAUCUAGAGAAAAAAAAUCUGACAGAAUAAAUUUUAAGAUAUUUAAU
Taeniopygia guttata (zebra finch) is the source of this 1852-nucleotide messenger RNA. RefSeq names its product ankyrin repeat and SOCS box containing 15 (gene ASB15). Gene Ontology annotation, molecular function: protein binding. The record is from RefSeq and is a predicted model, not a curated record. NCBI's taxonomy places the organism in Eukaryota, Metazoa, Chordata, Aves, Passeriformes, Estrildidae.